Owenia fusiformis is the source of this 706-nucleotide messenger RNA. NCBI's taxonomy places the organism in Eukaryota, Metazoa, Annelida, Polychaeta, Sabellida, Oweniidae. The record is from the annotation of a GenBank genome assembly.
CUUCCGGGUUGAAUUUUCAAAAAAUACAAGAUUUGAACUUCUUCACAUUUAUCUUUUUGAUCUGAGAACAAGACAAUAUGUGAGGAACAAAAUACACAUGUAAAAUGAUAACCUAAUGAUAUAACUACAGAUACCAUUAUAAGAUACUGCAAAUAAUAUAAGAAAUACUCAUACCCACAUAUAGCCAGUAUACAAUGGCAAAGACUAAUAAAAAGUCAGAAGCAACAUACUAUACUCUUCAGAGUCAGAAUGUGUUAUCACCGGAUCAAACAGAGUUAUUUGAGAUGCUACAUUAUGCCGGAGUCGUUAUCGACCCAAAGGUGCUGAAGAUUGUACUGGACUUACUUAAAAUAAACGUUGCACCAUCAGCCAUCGCACAAAUGUUAAAGUCUCUGAAGGCUCAGAAAUACAAAAAGCUUGCAGCCAAAGAUAAAGGUCCUAGUGGUACAAAAGAACAAGGGGAGAAAUCUAGUACAAGUGCAAGACAAACAAGCGGGGCAAGGUUAAGGGCAGGAGCUAGCUAACUUCACUAUCGAGGCACAACUAUUGACACAUGAGAAUCAUGCUAAAGUGAAGGUGUGAACCAAGGUUGUGGAUGUGAUGACCGAUGAGCAUAAAAUAACUCUUUCAAGUGGAAAUUGCUGAAAGUGUAUCAGACAUUCCAAAGUCUGUUCUAAAAUACUGUAGGUACACUUAAUUUGGCUAC